CUAGUAUAAUCCCGCAUAAAGCCAAUCAGAUUGCAAAAUGACAGACCCAAACAAUGUAGAAGGAAAGGCAAAUUAAGAAAAAGAAGAUAGCAAGCAGGUGCUACAGGCCAUGCACCGAAACAACCGCUACAAGCUGAGCGCAUCUUGAAUGGUUUUGAAUGCAGCCAUCAGCUUUGUCAGCUCUGCAGGAUCUGCACCUAGCUUCAGAUUAUGCUUCUUUUCAUACCAAGCAGUAAAAGAAAGAAAGCUGGUCGGAUCGAAUCCUUCUUGCGCUCCUACCUUCGCAGGCUGCAUUUCGAUUUUGACUGCAGGUUGCGCUUCGGCCUUAAUUGAUCGCGAGACUGACGCUCCAACAAAUGGAAAGGUCCUAUCUUCGGUUACAGUUGAGUUGGCCUUUCUUCCAUAGACACAAGCGCGCUUAUCCUCAACUCGAUCUCGGCUUUCUGAUUCUUCGUUAAUACCAUGGGCUGCAUAGAACUAGGCCCUCUCACUCGU
Molecule: messenger RNA, 495 nt
Organism: Mollisia scopiformis
Lineage: Eukaryota; Fungi; Ascomycota; Leotiomycetes; Helotiales; Mollisiaceae
Exons: 2
Coding region: 149-406 (85 amino acids)
Source: RefSeq, a predicted model, not a curated record